GAAAUAUUUCUAUCUAUUUUUAAACUAAUUUGAUCACAAGGUAAAUCACCGAAACAUUGUUCUUCAUCGAAAGUAAUUGUAAAUCAUAAUAUGACGGGACUGACCAACUAUUAUUUCCUGUCGGCGAAUGAACUGUAAAAUUGCCUACGAACUAAAAACAGCUGAUCCAACUCAGCUGUAAAUCUUGCAUAAAUCACUGAAAAAUUGCUUAAACCUUACCAGUUAUGAGUCAAUGGCGGGUUUCGAUUUAACAGAUUAAUUUUGGAUCUCUAUAAAUGCUUGGUGGAGCUUUUCAAACCUUGUUUAAGUUGUUGAGGAAGUAUUUAGUGACGUCACUCGUACCUACGUCUAAUCGUUUUGGAUCGUGUGCCGUUUCCACUGGACAAGGGAUCAGCAACACCGACGAAGUCUAUCAAGAAUAUAAAUACAUUUUCUUUACUAGGAUAAUAUGAGUUUAGAGUUGGAGUAAUAUGGAAUUUACAUAAUUAUUGGUGAAGUGAUUUACUCAAUAUGCAGCAAGUAGCUGUGGCUGUCUUGUUAAUUACAUGUCUUCUUGUGAAUUUCACAACAUCAAAUCAGAAGAACUUGUAUUCAAAUACAUGGGCCAUUGAGGUCGAUGGUGGAGAAGAAGAGGCUAAUAGAAUUGCUGAAAAGUAUGGUUAUAUAAAUUUGGGCAAGGUUGGUAGCUUACGAGGAAUAUUCCAUUUUCGACACAAAACCCAUCCAACACGAUCACGAAGAAGUUUAGAAGACGAAACAAAGCUUCUGUUCGAAGAGACGACGGUGAAAUGGGCAGAGCAACAAGUUAUUAAAAGAAGAGUAAAAAGAGGGAGCAAGUUGAAGUUAAAUGAUCCACUUUUUGCUGACCAGUGGUAUCUGCAUAACACAAGGUCUCCAUUUAUUGGCUAUGAUCAUAAUGUAAUCCCAGUGUGGAAGCAGGGAGUUUAUGGAAGGGAUGUUGUUGUUUCGAUUCUAGACGAUGGAAUAGAAAUGAAACAUCAAGACCUAGCCACUAACUAUGAUUCCAAAGCAAGUUACGAUUUUAACGAUAACGAUCCCGACCCAACCCCACGAUGGACAUCGACGGACGAGAAUAGGCAUGGCACUAGAUGUGCUGGAGAAGUCGCUGCAUCCUUUAAUAACAGUAAAUGUAUUGUUGGAGUUGCCCCAGAGGCCAAGAUCGGAGGUGUGCGUAUGCUUGAUGGUGAGGUGACGGACGUAGUCGAGGCAAGUUCUUUGAAUCUGGAGAAUCAGCAUAUUGAAAUAUACAGUUCAAGCUGGGGUCCUGACGAUGACGGCAUGACUGUGGAUGGACCMGGGCCAUUAGCAAGACGUACAUUUGAAGAAGGCAUUAGCGAGGGCCGUAGRAAACUKGGAUCUAUCUACGUGUGGGCAUCUGGUAACGGCGGUAACUAUGGUGACAACUGUAAUUGUGAUGGRUAUACAAACAGCAUCUACACCCUGUCAAUCAGCUCGGCUAAUGAACAUGGCAGAUCUCCCUGGUACUCCGAGGCAUGCUCAUCMACAYUGGCUACAACCUUUAGUAGUGGUUCGUACGGAAUGAGAAAGAUAGUAACUACGGAUCUACAUAACGGCUGUACGAAGUCGCACACAGGAACGUCCGCGUCCGCACCCAUCGCUGCAGGAAUACUCGCACUGGCCUUGGAAGUCAAUCGUAACCUCACUUGGCGAGACAUGCAACACAUUGUAGUACGCACGUCUCAAAUGGAUAAACUCGACGCGAAAGAUAUUGUACGUAACGGUGUUGGUCGUCCUGUCAGUCAUAGCUUUGGUUUUGGCCUUCUUGAUGCAGAGAAACUCGUCCAGUUAGCAAGAAUAUGGAAAACGGUCCCAGCACAGCAUGUUUGUCAAGAAAUUCCUGACGCUAAGAAGAGGAGAAUCUACAGUAACAAAACCCUUCGYGUUGAAAAAGAAGUCACUGGAUGCAAAGGAACUGUCAAUGAAGUAAAAUWUCUAGAACACGUCGAGGCCGUUAUCUCUCUCUCCUUCAGCAAACGAGGAGAUCUWGUUCUUUACCUAACAUCACCUAAAGGAACAAGGUCUACUUUACUGGCACAAAGAAUUCGUGACAAAGACUCGAGGGUUGGUUUUAAUAACUGGACAUUUAUGACCACACAUUGUUGGGGAGAAAGUCCUGAAGGAAAAUGGACUUUGGAAGCUCGUAAUGCAGCUAGACAACCCAGUAGCAAUAAUGGGAUCAUUAAAAAUUGGUCAUUACGAUUUUACGGGACAUCACAAGACCCUGACACUCCAGCAACGCGCUAUAAAAAGCCUGUGUCUGCUUGCGACGUUGAAUGUGAUAGGGGCUGUAGUGGACCAGGUCCAGACAAGUGCAAUGGAUGUAGUCAUUAUCGCCGCAAAGUUACUGGGGAGUGUGUUUCUGCAUGCAACAAGAACGAGUAUGCUCAUGGCAAGGAAUGCAUACCAUGCAGUCCAACAUGUAACACAUGCAAUGGACCAUCAAGUACAGAUUGCAAGUCAUGUUUAUCACCAUUGCUUCUGAUGAAAAACAAAUGUAUCAGUCUUUGUCCUCCAACAUGGUUUAAGCUGCAAAACAAGUGCAUCAAGUGUAAUUCACCCUGUAAGACAUGCACUGGGAAAGCAACACAGUGUACAUCCUGYGAAACAUCCCACAAACUUGUUGGCUCCUCCUGCAAGCCCUUCUGCUCUGCUGGGUUCUUCAAAAAGGACAAAKCAUGUGUUGCUUGCCAUUUGACAUGUUUAGAAUGCAGUAAAGCGGGUCCUCAGGGCUGUACAAAGUGUAUUAAUUCAUUACACUUUCACAAAGGACAAUGUAUAAAGAAUUGUCCAUCAGGCACUUACAAUAAUCAAAUUACACAUGAAUGCAAAAAAUGCCAUCCAGACUGYAUUGAWUGCUCAGGGCAACAAGCUGAUGACUGCUUAAUUUGUACCCCYGGUCUGUACAGAGUGGCUGAGCCUCGUGGUUUAUGUAAAAAGACUUGUCCUAAAGGUCGGUACCCWGUUACAUCCAAAGGRAUCUGUCUACGAUGUGGCAAAGACUGUGCUUCAUGUAAUAGAAAAGACCCAUCCCAAUGCAUAUCUUGUGUGAAUGGCAAGUUCCUUGACAAUGCAAAAUGUGUCAGCCCAAAAAAUUGUCCAAGCCAAACMUAUCCCAACCAAAGCUCCAAGCAAUGUACCAAGUGUUACAGUGACUGCCUGACCUGCUCUGGACCAGCAACAAACCAGUGUCUGUCCUGCAUAAAGGGUUAUUAUAUUUACAAAUCCAAGUGUGUUGUGAGGUGUCCUGUUACUACAUUUCCAUCAAAAAUAAGCUGCAAGGAAUGUCCAAAACAUUGUACUUCAUGUUUUGAUACAAACAAGUGUCUUUUAUGUGAAUCUCCUUAUGUUUUACACGGAUCUCUAUGCAUUUCUAAGUGUCCUGCUGGAACAUAUAAAGAUCAUUCAUUGAAACAAUGUCUUCCUUGUCAYCCUUUAUGUCGCUCUUGUAAUGGCGGCUCUGCAGACCAGUGUCCUUCAUGCAAAGAUGGUCAUUCAUUGAAAGGCCACACCUGUGUAUCAAAAUGUCCUAAAGGUAAAACAUCCACCAAGACUGGAUGUASUAAAUGUCAUCCAUCUUGUUCUUCAUGCAGUGGUACCAGCAAUAAAGACUGCAUAAGCUGUGCUGGAGUAAAGUUCUUAAAYACAAAAACAAACCAAUGUUCAUAUCAAUGUCCAGAUGGACAUUAUGGAGAAGUAAAGACAGCAAUCUGCAAACCUUGUAGUGUUGGUUGCAAGUCUUGCAAGGAACCUGGAAAAUGUACUGCAUGCGAAACUGGUCUGGUUAAGAAUGGUGAUGUAUGCAAACUCUACUGUCCAGUAGGGAUGUAUGCCGAUAAAGACACCAAUUUGUGCAACAAAUGUGAUCCAUCAUGUCUUGAAUGCUUAGGGAAACCACAGUACUGUAUCAAGUGCCACAGUCAAAGGUUUCUCAAUGACAACAAAUGUACAAAUAUUUGCCCUUCAGGAUCAUAUCAUGAGAGGCAUAGUAAYAAGUGCAAGAGAUGUAAUCAAUGGUGUGCUGAAUGUUCAGGUCCAUCAUCUAAUGACUGUACUAAAUGCACYAAGAGUCUGCUGAAGGUUGGAAAAACUUGUCUACAAAGCUGCCCAUCUGGAUACUUUUAUAAYGCRCAGGAAGAGCGAUGUGAUCCAUGUGACUACUUCUGCCAAGAAUGUAAAAAUGGCAAUGGCUUGCAAAACUGCAUUAAGUGUAUUUCACCAUAUGUACUCCACUCAAACUACUGUGUUAGCAAAUGUCCAUCAACUGGUUGGGCUCUUGACAGAAAGAAACAACAAUGUUUACAGUGUCAUCCAUCCUGUGGCAAAUGYCUUGGUCCAACACGUAAUGAUUGUAUUACCUGCCAUGAUCCUAAUACAGUGCUUCAUGGAUUUACUUGCUUACURCAAUGCCCUAAAGGUUUUGCUAAAAACUUGAAAACACAUCGAUGCCAAAAAUGUCAUCCAACAUGCACUUCWUGCUCAGGAUUUGGGCCAAGUAUGUGCACAGCAUGCGUGAAUGGUUUAACAUUACACAAGAAGACAGGGCAAACAGGAAAAUGUCAAUCAAACUGUGGGCCACAUAAGUUUAAAAGUAAAUCAUUGAAGUGUCAAUCCUGUCACAGUUUGUGUAAUUCAUGCUAUGGCCCAGCAAGUACAAACUGCCURAGCUGCAACAAGGGUCAUGUGUAUUACAGAAACACUUGCCGUCAAAGGUGCCCAGAAGGUACCUUUUUGAAAGCUAAUUUAGGACAAUGUUUUAAAUGCCACCCAUUGUGUAAAACAUGCUCAGGACCAAUGGAAAACCAAUGCAAGUCAUGCAUGUCRACUUUCUUCCUUGAACAAUCAACUUGUGUCAUUCAAUGUUCAUCUAAAACAAAACCUGACAUGAAAAACAAACGUUGUGRUUCUUGUAUYGAUUGUCARGGACAGUCAGGAAAACCUAAGAGUAGAUCCAUACAAGACAAAAACAUUAAGACCAUUAGAUAUAUUCUUGAAGACCCUAAGAAAAAUGGYGUCCUCUCUAUUGCAGUCAUGUCAAUAGUAUUCUGUGUAACWGUCUUCUUUAUUGUACUGGGAGUUCUUCAGYUGCACUCAACSCGGCACCUUUGCUUCAACACUAAAUACACCAUAAUAAAGGCAGACUUAAGGCAUAUUGAUGAGGAUGAAAGGCCACUUACUGAUGAUGACCUGGAUUUGGAUGAAGAAGCUUAGAAUAUUAAUUACUGAAUUAGGAAAUCAAGGACCCAAGAUGCCGUCUUUCAAGGCUCUACAUAUGAUGCAAUACCAUGAAUAGGAACCACGCGCCCAAUAGUUAAUUAUUUCAUGGUUGAAUAGGGGAUAAAUCUUGAUAAACUAUGAAGAUUAUAUCACAUAAAUUAAACUAAUAUAAUUAUACUAGUUAUAGAAUCUCAAAGUAAAUUAUAAAUACAUUCUGCUGUAAUUCUAAUAAUGAUUAUUGUCCAUAGCAGGUCAACAAAAGAAAGAAUUUUAAUAUAUGCCAUAUUUUGAAUAUAUAUUUCUAUUAUAUAGUACUUGAUUUAAAGGAAUUAACCAAAAUAAUAUAAUUUUGAUAAUAUACAUAAAACAUUCAAACAUCAUAGAAUAUCAUAGAAUUAUGAAAUUAUAUUUUUGAUUGAUCAAGAAUUGAAUUUGGAAGGAGAAAUUCCAAGGUAUAUUGGAUUCUAUAACAAAACUCUACAUAUAUAUUUUAUACAAACUUUUUGUUAAAUUUACAAAGACUACUCAGGUUGGAAAUUGAAAAAGGCAGACCUUCUGCAAUGCAUUCCAGGUUUUAUCAAAAUUCAGAUACAGACUUAUUCUAUUUAUAGCCACUCAAAAAACAUAUUCUAUGAAAGAAAUAYGCUCAAAUGAGAGAGAUAGGUUAGUACAUCAAGUUCACAGUCAAUCCUCCCUCCUUUUAAUUGUUCCUCAUUAGGGAGCAAAAUGGCUGUUUACGUACUAGAUCUGAAGUACUGAUCCAACUCUUAGUGCGCCUGUUUAAGAAAUAAUUUCUUCUUCUUGGGACAACUAUUACUGGCUGUUAUUAUACUAUUAAAUUAUGCAUGUUUUGGAUCAAAAUAUCUACAUUUUGAAAAUCUCCCUUUUGGGAUUUUAUAGAUUUUAAGAACACAUAUUUCAAAUAUUUUUUGAUAAAGAAUAUUUUUGAUUGUAAUUAGACUUAUACUAAUAGAGCUCAUGAUGAAUAUGAGAGAAUAAAGCUGAUUUUAAAUGACA
Molecule: messenger RNA, 6273 nt
Organism: Exaiptasia diaphana
Lineage: Eukaryota; Metazoa; Cnidaria; Anthozoa; Actiniaria; Aiptasiidae
Product: proprotein convertase subtilisin/kexin type 6
Exons: 17
Coding region: 511-5250 (1579 amino acids)
Biological process (GO): protein processing
Cellular component (GO): Golgi membrane; trans-Golgi network
Molecular function (GO): serine-type endopeptidase activity
Source: RefSeq, a predicted model, not a curated record